CCGAGCUUAAAACCAAUGUUCUUCCAACUUAUCGUGAUGUCAUGAAAGCGUAUUUGUUCAUCAGAAAUGCAUUGAAGGAAAAACAAAAAGGAUAUGACCCAAGUGCUUUUGAAGUGUCUUCGAAAUUAUUGAUCGAUUUAAAAAGUGUUUGGCUAAAAGCAUCUCUGCCUAUUGUGUCAGAUCAGCAGAUUUUACAUAAAAUUAAAAUAUACAAUGAAAAAAUACAAAGCAAUAAAAAAAAAUAUAAAAUCAAAGAAAAGCUCAUUUAUUGAAAAACAUAAUUUAUUUAAAUCGACCAGCAAUAUACUUUUUGAUUUAUCAGCUUGUAAAUGUAACGACUUUUCAAUAUGUCCUUGCCCAAUAAAAGUUCCUCAAGCAGAACGCUGUUUUUUACUUGACCAAAGACAGUCAAGGAGUAUGGUGAUUGGUAGUGUUGACUCUGAGUUGACGAAAAAGAUUAAAAAAAAGAAUGAUCGCAAAAUUCAAGAGGAUCUAAAACGAAAAAGGUAUGAAGAGAUGAAAGAAUCUAAGAGACUCAAAAAUGAUCUUCAAAUUUCUGAUGAAAGUGGGGAUGAUCCAAGUGUUUUAAGUUAUGACGAGGACGAGGGCGAUGUCGACAGCGAUGUUCCGAUAUUACCCAGCAGAAGUCCGUCAAUUCCAAAAUUACAAGCUAGGAUAAAUUUAACGAAUUUAGCAUCAGCAUGCGACAGAACAGGAGUAUCCGACAGGUCAGCAUCAAUUCUUGUAAGUUCUCUUUUACAAGACAUUGUUGUCGUUUCCAAGCUAGAUUCUUCAAAAGUAAUUGACAGAAGCAAAUUAAGACGAGAAAGACAAAAAUUACGUCAAAAUCUUCAAUGUGAAAUUGAAAAUAUAACAGGCUUAUACUUUGACGGACGAAAAGACAAAACAAUGAUUUUGGAAACAAUUGGGGCUAGAACACAUCGGAAGAUUUCAGUGGAAGAACACAUUGUACUUGUUUCUGAGCCAGAAGGACAGUAUCUGGGACAUGUUACUCCAUCCUGUGGGAAUGCCAAAACAAUAUCUUCAAGCAUAAUUGAUUUUGUAAAAAACAUCCUGUGUGUUAAUAUGGAAGAAAUUACAGCGGUUGGAUGCGAUGGAACUAUUGUGAACACUGGAUCUAAAAAUGGUAUUGUAUGUCAGCUCGAAGCAGCCAUUGGUAAGCCAGUACAUUGGUUUAUUUGUUUACUCCAUCUAAAUGAACUCCCACUUCGUCAUUUAAUGGCACAUGUUGAUGGAAAAACCAAUGACCCAAAAGGCUUUUCUGGAGUACUGGGAAAAGCUCUUGAGAGCUGUGAUAGUUUACCAAUUCAAGGUUUUGAAAAGAUAAUGGUAGAACUGCCUCCGAUAACUAUAGAACAUUUAAGCACGGAUCAGAAAUAUCUGUAUGAAAUGUGUGAAGCAGUUUCUAAUGGGAAUGUAGAUUUAGAGCUUGCAAACCGACAGCCAGGAAGAAUGUCUCAUUCAAGGUGGCUUACAACAGCUAACAGGAUUCUACGACUCUAUGUAGCAACUGAAAAACCUUCAAAGGAGUUAUUGGUUCUGGCUACGUACAUAAUAAAAGUGUAUGCGUUUGUUUGGUUUCAAAUCAAAACAAAACCAUCUUGUUUAGAUGGACCAAAACACAUUUUAGCACUUAAGGCAAUUGUUCAUCCGGUAAUAGAGCGUAAUGCAUAUUUUUGCCAUCCAGAAAAUAUUUUACUUGCUAUGUUAGCUGAUAGCCGAAGCUAUGUCCGGGAAUUAGGCCUUAGAAGGAUUUUAAAAAGCAGAGCGGAUAUACAAGUUAAGAUCACCGAACCACCUUUAACUAGAAAAAUAUCAGAUGACGACUUACACGCAAUGGUUCAAAAUGUUCCUGAAAAUAUAGAGCUAUCCAAAUAUCCAUGUCACACUCAAGCCGUCGAAAGAUGAUUAAGCUGGUGACAGAAGCUUCAGCUUCAGUGUGUGGCCGAGAGUCAAGAGAUGGAUUUAUAAAAGCAAGAAUCUCAUCUCGAAAGCUGUUGCCAAAAUUUGAAACGAAGAAGGAAUUUGCUAAGGCUUUAGAAAAAUGAUCCAUCUUUUUUUAUUUAUUUGAUUAAAAACGAUUUGUAACCUCAACCCCACACCCAAAACAUGAAUUGAAUAGAACACCUAUUGGUAUAAUAGUGUAAGGGGAUUAAUUUGGAAAAUGUAUUUUUUUUUUACUAAAACAUGUAAUUUAUUUUUUUUUGCAUUCAAAAUGUAAUCUUAAGAUUUGUUCUUUAUUAAAAUGUGAUUUUUUUUAAAGCAUAUAAUACAAAUUGUCUGUUUUAAUAGUAAGGAAUAUACGUUUGAAAGGGCAUUUUUGUUUGCGAAUAGAGGAACCUUAGGACAUAAUUUUUUUUUGCUAAGAACUUGUGGUAUCGUUAAGAAAAAACCAAAUUCAACUUUUAGUACCAUAGGCAUACGAAAAUUAAAAAAAAAAAAAAGUUCAAAUUCACUCCGGCCUAAUGAGCAUUUAUCUAUAGAUGAAUCCAUGGUCAAAUACUUCGGUCGUCAUUCUUCAAAGCAAUUCAUAAGAGGAAAGCCUGUAAGGUUCGGCUUCAAAAAUUGGAUGCUUUGUAGCAAGGAUGGUUAUAUGUAUCAGUUUGAUACUUAUUGCGGAGCAAAAAAUGUUAAGCCUUCUCUAAAGAAAUUGCCAUUAGGGUCAAGAGUUGUUCUUGACUUACUAAAAAAUAUUGAAUGUCCAACUGACCAUGCAAUUUAUUUUGACAAUUUUUUUACAAGCUAUGAACUUAUGAAGAUUUUAAAACAAAAGAAAUUUAGAGCAACUGGAACAGCUCGCGACAAUCGGCUCAAAAAAUGUCCUCUUCCUCAAAAUAAAGAAUUUCAAAAGCAAAAAAGGGGUACUUUUGACCACCAAUUCGACGAGACCAAUGAGUUGCUUUUCGUUAAAUGGAAAGACAACAGCAUCGUUACUAUAGCCACUAACUACGACAAAAUCGAACCUUGCGAGAA
Messenger RNA from Eupeodes corollae, 2994 nucleotides. RefSeq lists its product as uncharacterized. Bases 214 to 1929 code for a protein of 571 amino acids. The record is from RefSeq and is a predicted model, not a curated record. The transcript has 4 exons. NCBI's taxonomy places the organism in Eukaryota, Metazoa, Arthropoda, Insecta, Diptera, Syrphidae.